Plasmodium coatneyi is the source of this 1646-nucleotide messenger RNA. Its product is annotated as Tryptophan-rich antigen. The record is from RefSeq and is a predicted model, not a curated record. The transcript is spliced from 4 exons. Lineage: Eukaryota; Apicomplexa; Aconoidasida; Haemosporida; Plasmodiidae. Bases 228 to 1646 code for a protein of 472 amino acids.
UUAUAUUUUUUUCUUUCUACUUUUUUCUUUCGCUUAUUAUUCUAUAAAACCGCUUCUUAACAUGUUUAUAUAUAUAUGCAUGUAUACCGAUGUGCUUAAUAAAAUGAGCAAAUAUAUAUAGCCAAAUAUAAAUAUACUCGUCUGUGUGCAAAAAUAUUGCGUACCAAAAUUUAACAACAUGAUUAAAGAACUUUAUGCGUUAUAAAAUAAUUAUAUAGAAAUAUAAAAUGGUAUCUUUCAGAUCAGUUGCCUUAUUUAAAUUAACCUCUACCUUAAUUUUAAGUAUCAUUCCUACAUGCCUGCAAAAUGAAAACAACAGCGUUAAGGAUUGUCCUCACAACAUAUUAAAUAUGGAAUCAGCAGAAAUAGAAAAAACAGAUGAGUGGAAAGAAAACGAGUGGAAUAAGUGGAAAUUCAAAUUAGAAGAUAAUUGGAAACAGUUUAAUUUAUCAUUAAUAGAAGAAAAGAACAAGUGGAUCCAGAAUAUAACAAAGGACUGGAAGGAAUGGAUGAAAAACAUGCAACAUAAAUGGACGCAUUUUAUUGAAAAUAUAGAUGAACCGCAUAAAUCUUAUAUCCUAGAAAAAUCAUUAACAUGGAAUAAAGCCGAUUGGGAAAAUUGGGUUAAUACCGAACUUAAAGGAUUCAUUGAUAACGACUGGCAAGACUGGAUUAAUAAAAUGGAAUCACACCUUUACAAUUUGAUAGAGGGUACAUGGGUCCACUGGAGGAGCUAUCAAAUCUUGACAUGGCUCAAGAGCGAUUGGAAACAUGACGAAAACAUAUACUGGUUAAGGAAGGAAUAUAUAGAAUGGAACAAGCCUUCGAAGAAAAAUGAAAACCCCUUUAAGAACAUCUGUCAUAAAAGCUACAUUAAUAUAAAUUCCCUUCAAUAUGAACAAUUUAGCUCCACUCCGGAUUUAACGAAUCCAGUCGAAUCGGAACAAGAAUGUGCGGCGAAUAACGUUACAUUGAGUGAAGAACAAAACAAUAACUGGAUGGUGAAACUCGAAAAUGAAUGGAAGGAUUUUACCUCUUCUUUGGAAAAUCAAAAAAUCAUAUGGAUGCAAGAAAAAGACAAAGAAUGGGAUGAAUGGCUAGAAAUAAUGCAUGAAAAGUGGACACAUUAUGACAGAAACUUGAAUUCAACAUACAAAAAUUAUAUUUUGAAAAAAUCCGCAGAAUGGGAUAAUUUUGAUUGGGAAUAUUGGGCCAACACGGAAUGGUAUGAGCUAAUGGAAAAGGAUUGGAAAAAUUGGAUUUAUGGAAACAAGUUGAGUUUGAAUAAAUUAAUAGACAAUAAAUGGAUCAAUUGGAGUAACGAAAAAAUGGCGGAGUGGCUAAUUCAGGAGUUGAAUGAUGAGGAAGAUUCCUACACACAGGCAACAACAAUUGGAGAGAUUUCCAGCGCAGAAGAAAGUGAUGAAAAUUUGUCCAGCUUGGACGAUAAAAUAUUUAGUAAAAAUGAAGAAUGGGAACAUUGGACUGAUAGUAAAGAGAAACUAAUUAAAGAAAUAAAGAACUCUAAUUGGUCAGAAUGGAAAAAUAAUAAAUAUGCCUUGUUUAACCAGUGGAGAGAGUCCUUUAUAAAAAAAUGGAUAAGGGAAAAGCAGUGGGAAAUAAUGGUUAACAGUCAGAAAAAUUAA